UAGCUAUACAUCCAUAUCUCAAUACAAAACACAGACUAUCUCCAUUUCACUAUAUUCAUCUAUAUCUCAAUUCUCAACUAGUAAGUACCCCACCACUCUUAUCUUUUACCAUGCCAGCAAAAUUAACACAGUAACAAACAACACUAGAAAUCAAGAAUCAGAAGAAAUGGAGAGAGAAAGAGCCCAUUUACGCAAAAGCAGCAGCGAGCUCUUCAUCUGUCUCUCCUCCAUGAAACUCUCCAAAUCAAUCCUCAGCCCCGGCCACCGCCUCCGUCCCAACAAGGCCUCCCCUUUCUUCCCCAAGAAACGCCUCGACAACCCUGAGCCCUCCUCCCCCAAAGUCACCUGCAUCGGCCAAGUCAGAGUCAAGUCCAAGAAGAAGAAGCCCAACCGCAGCCGGAGAACCGACAUCAGUUUCAGGAAAAUCGAGGCGCCGCAGGGAUGGGUGCAUUUGCCGGUGUCGAUCUGCGACGCGCUGCGGACGUGCUUCUCUGUGGAAGGGAAGAGGAGGGAGAUUGAGCUGGUGGUUGGCGGCGGAUAUGAGGAGGAGGAUGAUGAUGAAAAUGAGGUUUCGGUGAGAAGGCGGCACGUGUUGGCGGACAUUGUGGUUGAGGAGGAAGCGGCGAGAGUGAGCAUUUGCAUACCCCCCAAGAAUGCGCUUUUGCUGAUGAGGUGCAGAUCUGAUCCCAUGAAAAUGGCUGCUCUCACCAACCGCUUUCAAUUCCAACACGGAAUUAAGGAAGAGGAAUUCGAUAUUUGUGAGGAAAUGGUUGAAGAUAAAGUUGAGAUGCUAGUACAACAACAACAAGAAGAAGGAGAAGAGGAGGAGGAGUCGAUUUCCAAUACGUCAUCAUCAUUUGAUGAACAAAAUGCAGAGCAAUUGGAAGAUUGCUGUCCAAUUCAAGUAGAAAGCAGCCCAGAUUGCCAUCUUGCUCCUUCAAUUGAAGAAGUUAUAGAGGAAGAGAAAGAGCAAGUAAAUGAGUCCAUCAAUGAAGGUGAAGAAAAAGAGCAAGAGUCAAGCAUUACAGUGAAAGAGUCGAUCUUGUUAGACAACGAAGACGAGAAAGAUGAAGAGUCGAGUAAUAGACUAAAUGAGUCGAUCAAUGAAGAUGAAGAUGAAGAAAAAGAGCAAGAGUCAAGUAUUACACUGAAAAAUGAUGAGGUGUUGGUGAUACCGGAAAAGGAGAAGCAUUUGGCAUUGAAAGAGGAAGACAAAGAUGAGGAGGAGGAAUUGGUGGUAACGGAAGAGAAAGAAAAGGCGAAAGAGUCAAUCGAAGAGCAGCAAAAUGAGGAGAAGCCUUUUUCGCUACCGGAAUGCUUGCUGCUAAUGAUGCGCGAGCCCAAGCUAUCCAUGGAAGUUUCUAGAGAAACAUGGGUUUGCAGCACCGACUUCACCACCAGAAGGCCACCCAAACCCGGAUCCGACCACAAGCGGCUCAGCUUCGACUCCAAGGCCAAGCGGAUCCAGCCGCCGAGAUCGUCGUGCUCUCUCGCCUCGAUGAUACAGCACAAGCUGGCAGCGCAAGAGCUCACCAGAUGCAAGUCGGCGCCGAUCAGGGUGGCGGCUGCCAAGCCGGACUCGUGUUUUUGGAAGAAGCUGGAGGCUCGUGUCGGGGUUUGAGCCGAGCUACCCAACCUGGCUUAGAAUAAUCAUUAUUGGGAAUCUUAAUUAGUGUGAGACUCAGGACUGCAUUACUGUUUAAUUCCUAGCCUUGUUUCUGCUCUGUAAAUCUUUUUUCUUUUUUCUUUUUUCUUUUUUCUUUUUUCUUUUUUCCUUUUCAAGAAUUACCUAUGGUCAUACUUUCCAUUGUUGUUGUAGUAGUACUCCUACUUGAUUUUUAAGAUAAGAUUGAGUUAUGAAGUAAUAGUAAUAUUCACUUUCAGGAUAAUGUCACAUGUGAUUAGUCUUGUA
Molecule: messenger RNA, 1912 nt
Organism: Salvia splendens (bonfire salvia)
Lineage: Eukaryota; Viridiplantae; Streptophyta; Magnoliopsida; Lamiales; Lamiaceae
Product: glutamic acid-rich protein
Exons: 1
Coding region: 167-1621 (484 amino acids)
Source: RefSeq, a predicted model, not a curated record